Messenger RNA from Lichtheimia ornata, 1002 nucleotides. Its product is annotated as porphobilinogen deaminase. The record is from RefSeq and is a predicted model, not a curated record. Gene Ontology annotation, molecular function: hydroxymethylbilane synthase activity. Gene Ontology annotation, cellular component: cytoplasm. The coding region runs from base 1 to 1002 and encodes 333 amino acids. Gene Ontology annotation, biological process: heme biosynthetic process. NCBI's taxonomy places the organism in Eukaryota, Fungi, Mucoromycota, Mucoromycetes, Mucorales, Lichtheimiaceae. The transcript is spliced from 3 exons.
AUGGCAACUGAUACCAAGAACGACAAAGUCUUUGUUAUCGGCACUCGUCGUUCGCAACUUGCACUUGCCCAAGCCUAUAUUGUACGUGAUACGCUCGCCAAAGCAUACCCUGAUUAUGAGUUCAAGAUCGAAGCCAUGGCCACUACCGGCGAUCGUAUUCUCAACGUUGCCUUGAGCAAAAUUGGUGAAAAGUCUCUGUUUACCAAGGAAUUGGAAGUUGCAUUGGAAGAAGGUCGAGUCGACUUGGUUGUCCACAGUCUCAAAGAUUUGCCAACUGUCAUGGAACCUGGCAUGAUGCUUGGUGGUGUCUCUGAACGCGAAAGCCCUGACGAUGCCUUGGUGUUGGCUGAACGCCAUGUUACAGCAAAAACGUAUACAACAAUCGAUUCCCUGCCUGCAGGCGCAGUGGUGGGUACCAGCAGUUUGCGACGCACAGCUCAAAUCAAGCGUAAACGACCCGAUCUUGAAAUUGUCAGCGUGCGUGGCAACAUUCAUACACGUCUUUCAAAGUUGGAUGAUUCUGCUAACAAGAUUGAUGCCUUGGUGCUCGCAGCAGCCGGUCUGACACGUGUGGGCUUGGGUCAUCGUAUCAGUCAAACACUCGACAAGUUUAUGCUUCACGCCGUAUCACAAGGUGCUCUCGGUGUGGAAUGCCGUGAAAACGACACUCGUGUGCUCGACAUCCUCAAGACUUUGGAUCAUACUGAGACUCGUAUUACUUGUCUAUGUGAGAGAGCCAUGAUGCGUGAAUUGGAAGGUGGUUGUCAUGUCCCUAUUGGUGUCCAAUCCAAGCUCGAAGGCAACACGCUAAAGUUAAACGGCAUGGUGGCUAGUUUGGAUGGAAAGCAAUAUGUUGAACACAGUGAUCAAGUGGAUUUGGAUCCAGAAAGCUCCCUGGAGAAGAAACAACAAGUUGCUGAAACUCUCGGCCAAGGUGUUGCCAAGAAGCUCGUCGAAUUGGGAGCAGAUAAGAUCCUCGAGGAGUUGUCAACUAGUCAAUAA